Molecule: messenger RNA, 3448 nt
Organism: Exophiala dermatitidis NIH/UT8656
Lineage: Eukaryota; Fungi; Ascomycota; Eurotiomycetes; Chaetothyriales; Herpotrichiellaceae
Exons: 2
Coding region: 78-2189 (703 amino acids)
Source: RefSeq, a predicted model, not a curated record
CAACUGACCACUUCCAUCUUUGUCUUCCUCUACCGCGCAUAAGCCCUGAGCUGCCCGGUAGGAACAAUCAGAGCACGAUGAAGCGAUCGGUCCUCCGACAGAACGAGCGGUAUCAGCUUAGCUACGAACUACCGCAUGAAGCAUUCACCUCGCACGUCUAUCCGCGGCAGUCUUCCAACGGUUCGACGGUGAUAAUCUAUGGACAUGAACAAGGCUUGCGUCUUGUAUGGUACGGAGGAAAGCGAUUCAAGCCACAAAAGAAGGACGCGCCGCCUGCGAAAGUGAAUGGAACCUCCAAAAACGAUGCCAUGGUCAUUGACCUCGACGACGACGAUGAGGAGGAAGAAUCAUCCGCGAAACAAGACAAGAUCCCACCUGCGGAGUUUGAAGACUACGAGGAUGAAGUCGAUCCAUAUGCGCCAUAUCGAGAUGUGCUCCGUCACGUCGACAUCCCCCUAGAGUCAGCAGCCUUGCGCAUAGCAACACCUCAUAUACCCAAGGACCUUUCCCAGGCCCCAACCGAGUCAUGGCCUUCUACCUAUCACGGUCGAAUAAUCAUCGCUGCUGCCUGUGCGGAUCACAGCAUAAGCAUAAUAUCCGCUCCCCUCGAUCCCCCUUCACCGGAAGUCGAGGUGGAGGAUGUCUCUCGACUUGACGUGCAGACCGUGCGAAUCUUCGGUGUAAAGACUCAUCCAGAAUUCAUCUCCGAUGUUGCAGUCACUCAUACCGCAUCAAGUUCAGACAAGCCAGAAGAUGACCAAGUGCAAUCACGGGCCGGCAACGAAACCAAGGGACAAUCGAAGCAGAAGUCCAUCGAGUCAAGUUCUCAACAAUGGGCCCUUCUUGUUGCUUCGGUAUCAUGUACCGGCUCCGGGUUAUUACUGGUACAUCAGAUCCCGAUCCAAAGCAACGGCCGAUUGUCUACAGAUGCGGCACAUACGGAGCCAAUCCGCAAACAGUACCUACGCUCUUCCGCCAUGAGCGCAAAGGUGACUUUCAACACCUGUCCCUACCCCGCCGAACGACAUUCUACUCUUCUCAUCACGCUCCCCGCUGCAUCGUGUAGCAAAGUUUAUCAAGUGUUCCCACCACAUCUUAGGGAACGCAGAGGCUCUACAGCAACAACAGACACCGUUUUGAGCGGUCGAUCUUCACGCACAUCUCCCGGCGAAAAUGGAAAGUUCCUGAUCACUUUCCUCCCUUCAUUUAUUCAAGACAAUGCAACAGCCGAACCACGAAGGAAACGUGUCCUUGACGCCCAAUGGGUAUCUGGGGGUCGAGCCGUGAUCGCUCUUCUGGAGGACGGAGAAUGGGGCAUAUGGGAUCUUGAAGCGGUUGGACCAACGUCGGGUGGCGCAGGGAACAAUCUACUCAAGGGCCAAGGAAACAUCUCAGGAAUCCAUGGGGGAUCAAUGACGGCUUUCGCCGUUCGAUCCAACAUUUUCGCUUCUUCGACGGAGAGAAAACAGAAAUCAAUUGACCAGGGAAACCAACCUACGACCGGAUCUCUGGCGCUCAUGACCCCAUCGAGACGAAAAACACGAUCAGAGAACCUGUUCCAUGGACAAACAGCAGAGAACCCCACCGCAAAAGCAUACAGCCAAAAAGGCAGCAUUUACAUUGAAGACAAGCUGUCCAAUCGAGGCCGUGAUGAGCUUGCCGUCAUCAACUACGCCGACGUUAAUGUUUAUGUUCCAUCUGUGCUUUCGUUCUGGAAGUCAGAGGGCAAACCAACCCGUCUCCCCCCUGUCAUAUACGGAGGUCAACAACCUCGUUCCAUCAGUCUGCUCCCGAAACCAAGCAACAACGAUAAGGCCGUCUCGCCUGGUUUAUUUGGGGUUCCGACAUCCACCCCUGAUUUCCUUGUUCAAACCGACCAUCGUCUAAUUCUGUCAUUGGACCCUCUGUCUGAUACUGCUGAUGCGCCCACACAGACACAAAUCACCGCCCAUCCGUAUUCAGAUCAAGCCCUCCUGGCCACUGGUGAACUGGACGUGGACGGCAUGGAAAGAAUUCUCGAGGAUAUGGGUGGUGCCGCGAAAUCCAAGCCGAUGAACCUCUUCACUAAGAGUGUUGGGUUCCGGAUUGAUCAAGACAGGGAUGACCAGGAUGUCGACAUGGGUUCACCCACACCGUCAAAGUUCUCGAGAUCUAGAAACGCACCGUUGCAGAGGCGCGUUUUUACCUAGACUUUGCUACCUUAUUACUGCAAACCAGUCUAGUUACCCAUGUCUGGCACUACAGCGACUGGAUAUGUCAGCACUAAGCAGAUCAAUGAAUUUGUCGCGAACAGACUGUUCACCUGCGCGACCGGACGCUCUUCUACAGCACAUGUCAACAGUUGACUGGACCUCCACCAUGUCCGGCGUCAGUUUUGUUUGAACACUAGCAGUCAGCGCUUUUUCGACGGUCCCAUGGGUAUCAGCGACAACCUGUGCGCAAACUGUGCCACGAAACCCAGGAGGAAAAAAGGCAGCCGAAUAUUCCAACAAUCCCGAGUCCAGCCAGCAAAAACCAGAGAAAAAGCUUGAUACCAUCAGCCUCUCUUCCUGUUAGAUUCAUACAUCACAAAUCAGUUCAUGCAGCAGCCCUUUUUGCCUGCAGUCCCUCCAAUCGAAGCAACCGGCCUUCUUCUUCGCUCUGCUCAUUUCUUUUUCAAGCACUUCACUACACAAGCCCGAGUUCUGAUCCAUCAUCUAGCACACUUCCACUCCGCCAGUCUGAAGGUCUGCGUAUCAGGCAAACACACCUUACGCACCAGUUUUGAUCAUCUGGCCCCGUCUCUUUUUCGCUAUAUUAUUUCUCAUUUCGAGCCAUCCGCCCUUGUCCUUGUCCCCAUUCCCUCCUCCCCCCUCAAUAUCCCUAUAGACCCUGACCCCCUCCCAAUCGCGAUGCAAGGUGGAGCCCAAGGCGAGUAUCAAUACCUUGGUUUUUACAGCUCAGUAUUCCUCGCGAGAAAUCAAACUACCCACAAAGCAUCCCUUCAGGAAAAACGGAAAGAAAACCCCGAAACCCGAACUUGUCAGUUUCGUCCCGUGGGUUUUCUUUCUCCUCUUGAUUGUCUUUCAUCUAUCUCCCCCUUGAUUCCAUUUCCUCCUUCAAGAAGAAAAGAAAAAGGGGGAUGAAGGAGGGAACAUUUCAUCUACUACCUAGAAUGAUAUGAAAAAAAAAGGAAAUGAUCGUAUGGCAUUGCAUUGCAUUGCAUUGGAAGUGCACUACCAAAACCUGCACUGCAUCUGAGCUCGGCGGUAUUUUCAACCCUCAGCUCCUUUCUCGCCGCAGUGCACGCCGGCGAGGCCUUGGGGUAAUAGAGCCUGGCUAGGUAUUCAGCAAUGUUAAUCUCGACCCCAGUAGUACAGUACAAUCCGAUCCGGUCCAUCCUAUCCCAUUUCACUUCCAUUCCCCUUAAUCCAUGCCUUUCGCCCACGGCUCAACCCUUUGAUAGGCA